UUUAUUGAGAUGAUCUUGAAGCCCAUAAACAGCAGAUAUGACAUUUUGACUCUUGAUUGUGGCGAUUGACUUGAUUGUUUCAUCAGUUUAAUUUUCACCUUCACACGGGCAAGAUGUUGCCCAAAGAAACAAAAGAUUGUUAUAAUAAUGCUAAAUCAUGCCCAUUAUUAACACCUUUUUCAUCCUCUUCGUCCACCAAAUGUUCAAUCAAAUCAAAAAGGAAAUACCAUGAUUUUACUAACUAUUCACUAAUUGUUAUCUCUUUGAUUUUACUGUCAACCCUUGACACUGUUUCCAGUUUAACAUGUGAAGUUAAUCAAUAUCUUUGUGCUGAUGGAAACCAAUGUAUUAUUGAAACCUAUCUUUGUGAUAAUGACAAGGAUUGCGAGGAUGGAUCAGACGAGACACGAUGUUCACCUCCGAGUCUCGUUGAUGCCGAUUUCGGUGAUCGAUUCCUGAGAGAAGGUGAAGAUUUAUCGUUAUCUUGUCAAGCUGUUGGAUUUCCAACUCCACUUAUUCGUUGGAAAUUUAAUGAUCAUAUUAUCACUUCACAUAAUUCACGUUAUCGUAAUACAAGUAUCAAUGGUCAUGGUAAACUAUCCAUUACUGGAGUCCGUAAAGAAGAUGAAGGAACCUAUGAAUGUGUCGCUGAAAAUGCCAACAAUUAUAUUUCUUCAAAUUCAGUUGUUAAAUUGCGAGUUAGAACAGAAAGAGAAAGAUUCCAUGAAAGCAAAAGGGUCAAAGAUCAUUCACAAUACAGAGAUCCAUUAACCAGAUCAGCUCCAUCUGAAGAUGCCGUUUUACUUCGACAAAUUACUAAUAACUACAGUGCUCCAUUGGUUGCGUCGUUUUUACAUUCAAGAAUCCAGAAGACAAUUCAAAUGGUCAGAGACAUCAAGAAUUCGCUGAAUGAUUUAAGUCAAGAUCAACGAAGUUUCUUUAAUUUGAAAGUAAAAAGUCUUGAAGCGCUGGACAAACAACUAACUUCAUUGCAAAAAAUAAAUUAUUUUAACUUCGAUGGAACCGAACGAAUUCAGUAUUUAAUUGAACAAUACAUUAUGAAUAACGAAAUACUUCCAAUUGAGUCGGCACUCAAAGAGGUGAAAUUCAAUUCAACUCUAGACGAUUUGCUACAACAGGUCAAUGUUACGUCAAAUGAUAUUCUUAUCAAGUAUACAAAUGAUCUUAUAAAAGUUUUUCUUCAAGAUAUUGAAGAGAGGGAAGUAAAUAAAAAAUAUAAUGAACUUCAAAGAUUUGCUGCUUUCCUAACUAAACGUAAACUAGAGCCUUUGAUCAACCUUCAAUAUUGGCCAGCGGACCACCUGGGUCAUGAUGGACAGUUUAUCGGCACCAUUGAUAACCGUGGCUCUCAAAUUGAAUUUGUUUUGCAUCAGUUAAAAGACACUUUGGACCUUUUUUAUACUCAAUUUGAGAAUCUGGCGACUCAAAGGACACCAUCAUCUUCAUUGGAAUCAGUCACUUCCAAAGUCAAAGGUACAGCCUUAGUCACGAAUGACACUGAUAAUUACUUGAUGCCUUUGUCUAUUGAUUGAUAUCCAUUUAAUUUUCUUGUUAAAGUUUUGAAGCAAUGUAAAAUCAAUAAAUGAAAACUUAAUUGAAAAUCAA
This is a messenger RNA of Tetranychus urticae (two-spotted spider mite), 1626 nucleotides long. Lineage: Eukaryota; Metazoa; Arthropoda; Arachnida; Trombidiformes; Tetranychidae. The record is from RefSeq and is a predicted model, not a curated record.